ACUAUUUCACUGUAUCAACCCGUGGAUUGAGAUUCCAUCGUGCAGCUGGAAACAUUCUAGUAUUGCGGCGGGAUUCAUACGGACUUACGGCGAUGCACAUGUUUGUUGUAUUUGUGGUUGUACAUUUUGUUGCCGCUGCAUAA
Messenger RNA from Funneliformis mosseae, 143 nucleotides. Lineage: Eukaryota; Fungi; Glomeromycota; Glomeromycetes; Glomerales; Glomeraceae. The record is from the annotation of a GenBank genome assembly.